AUGACCAAACUCCUCAUUUCCAUCUCCUUCCUCCUCCUAAUCAUCGGCGGCGCAUCCGCCCAAUUCCAAUUCUUCGAACAAAUGUUCAACGGGCAACAACAACAACAGCAACAACGUCAACCGCAGGAUGUACCUAGUGAUUCACAAUGGUAUCAGGAUAAUUAUGAUCGAGCACACUGCACGACCUACCUCUGCCCGCAAACCCUUUCCUGCGUCGCCUUCCCACACCACUGUCCCUGUGCACACCCCUUGUACGAAGAAAAAUUCGAGUUGGCGGAUGGGAAUGCGAUUUGUAUUAGUAAAGGGGGAUUUAAAGCUGGGGAGGCGGCGAGGAAGGUUGAGUUGGCCAGGAAGGGGUUGAUUUGA
Molecule: messenger RNA, 366 nt
Organism: Sclerotinia borealis F-4128
Lineage: Eukaryota; Fungi; Ascomycota; Leotiomycetes; Helotiales; Sclerotiniaceae
Source: the annotation of a GenBank genome assembly